AUGACAGGCUUUUCUAAAGUUGCUGUCUAUCGACAAGAACUACCACCUCGUGGUGGCUUUACGCCUAUACCAUGGACACGCGUUCCUUCACGUCGUAUUCCGUUAUGGCCAUUUGUUUCUCUAUGGUUAGCAUCGAACAUAUUCGGAUAUUUUUAUCACCUAUCCGAAAAACGCGAAUAUUGGAAAAAUGAAAUGGAAAUGGAUGAAAGUCGUUCAUGUAUAGAACCUGUUCUAUUAGCUGAGCAGGAUCGUAUCACGCUACGACAAUACCGUGCUAAUCGUGACGAAGAAGCCAAAUUGAUGAGUGAUGUUCCGGGAUGGGAAGUUGGUACUUGGUUUGGCAGCAAAAUCUUCAAAUCGCGCACCUAUUUCCCGGAUCGACCACAUGUACUUGAUUAUUAUGGACUCGCUCGUCCAUCAAGUCAACGUUUAGAUAUUAAUGCCGGUCAAUGGCAGAUUUAA
Messenger RNA from Adineta ricciae, 462 nucleotides. NCBI's taxonomy places the organism in Eukaryota, Metazoa, Rotifera, Eurotatoria, Adinetida, Adinetidae. The record is from the annotation of a GenBank genome assembly.